Molecule: messenger RNA, 1497 nt
Organism: Rhinichthys klamathensis goyatoka
Lineage: Eukaryota; Metazoa; Chordata; Actinopteri; Cypriniformes; Leuciscidae
Gene: arl6ip1
Product: ADP-ribosylation factor-like 6 interacting protein 1
Exons: 6
Coding region: 118-729 (203 amino acids)
Source: RefSeq, a predicted model, not a curated record
UAAAAACAUCCUGAAAAUAACGGUCGGUUGACAGACUGCGGCAGUAGAGGGGAAGCGGGUUCAUAUAUAAUCGUUCUCUCCGAGGAAUACAAAUUCUGAAAUUCCCCAAAAUAAACCAUGGCUGAGGGCGAUAAUAAAAGUGCAAAUCUGUUGGCUCAGGAGACCAGUCAGCUGGAAGAGCAGCUGCAAGGAUGGGGAGAGGUCAUCCUGGCUGGAGAUCAGUUCCUGCGCUGGGAGAAGCCGUGGUACCCUGCAGCAUUAGUGGCUGCCACCACAAUCCUCUUCACGCUGAUCUACUACUUGGACCCCUCUGUGCUUACUGGUCUGUCCUGCAGUGUCAUGAUCCUGUGCCUGGCUGAUUACCUGGUGCCCACUCUUGCGCCCCGUGUCUUUGGUUCUAACAAAUGGACCACAGAACAGCAGCAGCGUUUCCAUGAGAUCUGUGGGAACCUUGUGAAAACUCAGCGCCGUGUGCUUGGCUGGUGGAAACGUCUGUUUGCCCUGAAGGAAGAAAAGCCAAAAAUGUAUUUCCUCUCUGUGAUCAGCAGUCUUGUGGCUGUGGCUUGGAUCGGACAACAAGUGCAUAACCUCUUCCUUACUUACCUGAUCGUGAGUUUCCUUCUGCUUUUGCCUGGCCUCAACCAGCAUGGCAUCAUCACCAAGUAUGCUGGCAUGGUGAAGAGAGAGAUCAACAAACUUCUCAAGCAGAAAGAGAAGAAGAAUGAGUAAAAGAAAAGGCUCAAGUAAAAAGUUAAAUUCGGACAAAUUUAAGAGUUUAACAUGGUCCUCUCCCCCAUGCUUACAGUCAAAUCUCUGAAGACCAAUGUGAAGCUUUUGCAGAUACUGAGCUGAUAGUGAAAAGUAACAUCUAGUAAACAGCUUAAAUUUAUGCUGAAAUCUCUUGAGGUUCAUGUGUAAUUCUUUCCGGGUUUUAGGUCUCAUUUCAAAUUAUACGUUUGUUUGCCAUCAGAAGUAUUUUUUUUCCAACACUGAAAUGUUCAUUGUCUCGCAUCUAUGAUUAUUUGCAUGUCAUAGUAAAUGUUAAGUCUGUGCAAAAUAUAAAGAUCGCUUAAUUUCUUCCAAUCAGUGAAGCAACCACCGAACAUUUACUUUAACCAAUUAGAUGCACAGAACGCAUCAUCAGAAGUCUUGAAAUGUAGCCUUUUCUUCUUUGGAUUGGCUUGGAAACAUGCAUUUCUGCACUGUUCUGAAACUUGCACUGGAAAACAGAACUGGAGUAUUCGUGUAGGGGAUUUUAGACCCUUACUGCUGUACUAGUGCUGUGUGGACCUCAUUACUGUCCUCUAGCACUAGCCACUUCCUAAUCCAACACCUGUUUCUGGGCUGUGUGUGUGUGUAUAUAUAUAUAUAUAUAUGUUCAUUUUUUUUCUUUGUAUUUCUUUGGCUUGUUUUAAGUUUGUCUUCUCUACUUGUUCUUUUAAUUGUCAUUUUGUGUUUGAGUGUGUUCAUCACAACAAUAAACUUAUUCAAAACUCA